UGCCGCAGGAUCCACAAGGACAUGCUGCUGGAGCUGACCAAGGAGCUGAUGAAGGACCUGGGCGUGACGGCCGUGGGCGACGUCAUCGCCAUCCUAUCCUGGGAUCCCCCAGGAAUCCACUGUGGGGCCGGGAUCCCCAAAUGGGAUCCCCAGCCGGGGAUUUUCCUGCCCAGGAGAUCCCAGGAUCCCUCAGGGAUCCACUGCGGCUCCGGCCCCGCGGCGGCUCCGGCGGCUCCGCGGCAGCGCCGGGUGACGGCGGCGGCGCCGGGGCGCUACCGGAUCUCCGCGCCCGAGCGCCGGAUCCCGCGGCAGAUCCCGCGGCUGAUCCCGCGGCAGAUCCCAGGUGCGGAUCCCCGGCGGAUCCCCGGCGGAUCCCCGAUCCCGCAGCCCCGCACUUCCCUGCUGGGAAAGGGCAGGGGAUCCCGAAUUUCCCCUCCUGGGUCCUGGAAUUCCCCUCCCGAAUCCCAGAUUUCCCAUCCAGAUCCCAGAUUUCCCCUCCUGGAUCUCAGAUUUCCCCUCCAGAUCCCAGAUUUCCUCUCCUGGAUCCCGGAUUUCUCUUCCAGAUCCCAGAAUUUCCUUCGAUCAGGAGUUGGGAUCCAGAGCGGGAUCAGGCUCAGGGACCCAGGGCGGGAUCUGGGACCCACUGGGGGAUCCGGGAUCCACCCUGGACCGACUGGGGGAUCCGGGAUCCACCCUGCACCCACUGGGGGAUCCGGGAUCCACCCUGCACCCACUGGGGGAUCCGGGAUCCACCCUGCACCCGCGUCCCCGCAGCCCUCGGGGGUGUUCAGCCGCCUGGGCGCGGCACCGGGGGACUCGCCGGGGGAUCCGCCGGGGGAUCGGCCGGGGGAUCCGGCGGAUCCCGAGGCGCUGCCGUACGCCGGCGUGCUGAAGCGGCGCCGCGAGGGCGCCGGGCCGGCGGCGCAGGACGGCGCCGUGUCCAGCAGCAGCUCCGGUGGCGUCUUCCGCAGGCUGGGCCGCCCGCCCCGCUGAGAGCCCGUCCCGGGGAUCCACCGGGAUCCACCGGGAUCCACCGGGAUCCACCGGCAACAAGAACUGGGGUCCCUGCGAGAGGGGAUCCUGCUGGAUCCGCUGGGAUCCACUGGCAACAAGAACUGGGGUCCCUGCGAGAGGGGAUCCCACUGGAUCUUCCGGGAUCCCCUUGGAAUCAGCAGGAAUUGGCCGGGAUCUGCCAGGAUCCAAUGGGCGAGAGCCGGUCCCGGGGAUCCACCGGGAUCCACUGGCAACAAGAACUGGGGUCCCUGGCAGUGGGGAUCCUGCCGGAUCCACUGGGAUCCCCUUGGAAUCAGCGGGAAUGGGCUGGGAUCUGCCAGGAUCUGAUGGGAGCGACGGCGAGAGCGGAUCCACUGGGAUCCACCGGGAUCCACCGGGACUGGCAACAAGAACUGGGGUCCCUGCGAGAGGGGAUCCCGCUGGAUCCACCGGGAUCUGCCGGGAUCCACUGGCAACAAGAACUGGGGUCCCUGCGAGAGGGGAUCCUGCUGGAUCUGCGGGGAUCCCCUUGGAAUCAGCGGGAAUUGGCUGGGAUCUGCUGGAAUCUGAUGGGAGCAACGGCGAGAGCGGAUCCACUGGGAUCCACCGGGAUCCACCGGGACUGGCAACAAGAACUGGGGGCCCUGCGAGGGGGGAUCCUGCUGGGAUCCCGCCGGGAUCAGCCGGGAUCUGGCGGGACGGGUGGCGAGAUCGGGGAUCCUUGUGAGUGGGGAUCUGGCCGGAUCCACCGGGAUCCCCCUGGAAUCCGCCGGGACCGGCACCAGGAGCGGGGAUCUGUGUGUGUGAGUGGGGAUCCAGCUGGGAUCGACCCCGGGGGAUCCCUCGGGAUUGAGCGGGAAUAGAGGGGAUCCCCUGGGGAAAAAAGGGGGGGAUCCAGCUGGAAUCGAGGGGGAUCCAGCCGGAAUCGAGGGGGGAUCCCCUGGGAAUC
Molecule: messenger RNA, 1942 nt
Organism: Lonchura striata (white-rumped munia)
Lineage: Eukaryota; Metazoa; Chordata; Aves; Passeriformes; Estrildidae
Source: RefSeq, a predicted model, not a curated record